Nanorana parkeri is the source of this 2375-nucleotide messenger RNA. RefSeq names its product RAS and EF-hand domain containing (gene RASEF). NCBI's taxonomy places the organism in Eukaryota, Metazoa, Chordata, Amphibia, Anura, Dicroglossidae. The record is from RefSeq and is a predicted model, not a curated record. The coding region runs from base 1 to 2157 and encodes 718 amino acids. The transcript has 17 exons. Gene Ontology annotation, molecular function: GTP binding; GTPase activity; calcium ion binding.
AUGGAAGAAGAGGCAGAGUUGUCCCGGCUCCGCGCCCUCUUCCUCUCCUUUGAUGCCGAGCGUUGCGGCCGCCUGGGAAGGGGGGACUUCUCCGAGCUGUGUGCGGAGCUGAGGGUGAGCCCGGCACAGGUGGAGAACAUCUUCAGGCGCCUGGACACGGACAGGGACGGAGCCAUAACCUUUGAGGACUUCGUCAUGGGCUUCCGAGGGGCUAAGGGGCCACAGGUGACAGAAGGGAGCCGGGACCCCCCUACAGGGCAACCCCAAAAGUCUCCAAGUGAGGAGCACCAUGAGGAGGAGAGCUUCAGUCCGGCAUGGAAGGACUUCCAACUGCGCCUGGGUGAGGAGACCAACUACAUUCCCAGGAAAGAACAAACAGGUGUACUUUAUCAGAACAUCACCAUAGUGGAACCCCUAUUAAUCCAGCAGUAUGAACAUGUCAUCCAAAAUUUUGUCCGGGAGAUCAGACUCCAGAGCACAGAAAUGGAAAGCUUAGCUAUUGCCGUUAAAAGAGCACAGGACAAAGCAGCAAUGCAGUUAAGUGAGCUGGAAGAAGAGAUGGAUCAUCGGAUACAGGCUGUUGAGAACAGAAUUAAAAAAGAGGAGAAGAGAAAAGCAGAGGAAGUCCUCAAUGACUUGAAGCGACAACAUGAAUCUGAAGUAGCUGAGCUCCAGGUGACAAUCAAGAAACUGAAAAAGCUGGAAGAACAAUCAAAAAGCAUAAACUUAAAAGAAGAUGUGGCUGCUUUAAGAAAGCGAUUGCAUGAGUUGACUCUGGAAAAUCAGAAACUUAAGAAAGAGCUUCUGGAGGCCCAGACAAGCAUCUCUUUCCUUCAGAGCGAACUUGAUGCUCUGAAAAGUGAUUAUGCUGACCAGAGUCUAAGCUCUGAAAGAGAUAUGGAAAUAAUCAGGGAAUAUACAGAUGAACGGGAAAAUUUGGCACACCAAAUUGAAAUUCUUCAAACAGCUAAUAGAAAGCUGCAUGACAGUAAUGAUGGACUGCGGAGUGUGCUGGAGAACAGUUUGAUCAAGUACAACAGAUCACUGCGUGCAAACACGUCACCGGGAAGUACCAUUUCCAGGAACAGUCCCAAGUUAAACAGAUGUAAUUCUCCAUAUGACCGGUCUCCACGAUCAUCCUACUUAGAUGAAGAUUAUGAUUCUUUAGCAGUGUGUGAUCCUAUGCAGAGAAUAAACUGUGAGGUUGACAGCCUUCCUGAGAGCUGCAUAGACAGUGGUCUAUCCACUCUUAGAGACUCCAAUGAGUAUGAUUCUGAAGUGGAGUACAGGGCACCAAGGAACUUCCACAGAUCAAGGUUUCCACUUGAGAGCUAUGGCGGGGAUGCUUCAGAUACAGAUGUGCCAGAAAUCCGAGAUGAAGAGUCAUAUGCCCCUGAAUCUGCUGGGUCAUUUCUUGACUGGAAACCCUCACGACCGGUCAGUAGGAGCAGUUCAGGAUCCUCAUCGAGAAAGUGCAUCUCAGCACUGUCUGCACAUGCAACACAAGUAGAUGCUGAGGACAGAGUGAGCAAGUUUCCCAGCACAGGGAAAGCAUACAAGAUCGUCCUUGCUGGAGAUGCUGCUGUUGGGAAGUCUAGUUUUCUCAUGAGACUUUGUAAAAAUGAAUUUCGAGGCAACACAAGUGCUACUUUGGGAGUGGAUUUUCAAAUGAAGACACUUGUAGUAGAUGGAGAGCCAACGUUAUUGCAGCUUUGGGAUACAGCAGGCCAGGAAAGAUUUAGGAGCAUUGCAAAGUCUUAUUUUAGAAGAGCCGACGGAGUUCUCCUUCUUUACGAUGUGACUUGUGAGAAGAGCUUCCUGAAUGUGAGGGAAUGGAUAGAUAUGAUAGAGGAUGCAACAAAUGACAGCAUACCUAUCAUGAUGGUGGGGAAUAAGGCUGAUCUCCGACAGGCACUGUCAGAGCAAGGGCAUAAAUGUGUACCGACCAGUUAUGGAGAAAAAUUAUCCAUGACCUACAAUGCUUUGUUCUGUGAAACUAGUGCCAAAGAGGGCUCAAACAUCGUAGAGGCUGUUCUUCAUCUUGCACGGGAAGUGAGGAAAAGGUGUGAUAAUGAAGAUGACAGAGGAUCUGUAACUAAUCUUUCUGGGGCCAUAACCAAAAAACCAACACAAAUGAAAAACUGUUGUAAUGUCUAAACUGUUGUUUCACAAACCUACUGGGAUGUAAUUAUACAAUGGUAUUUUUAAUAAGUUGUAUUUUCAAUUAAUAUGAAGGAAUUGUACAUAAGUGUUACUUUUUGUGGCAUGUUGUAGCAUAUGUUUUUCCUUUUUUUAAUUCAACUUAAGUUCAUGUAUAAAACCAAGAGGAAAGAAAAGAGUCGGUUUACAAUAGCAAGCAUUCAAAUUUUUAUGUU